Nipponia nippon (crested ibis) is the source of this 944-nucleotide messenger RNA. The record is from RefSeq and is a predicted model, not a curated record. NCBI's taxonomy places the organism in Eukaryota, Metazoa, Chordata, Aves, Pelecaniformes, Threskiornithidae.
AUGCCGUGUGCGGAAGCACCGGUGAGGAGAAGGGGUUUGCGCCUGGCUGGCGAGGACCUUGCGCAGGGGGUGUUGGUGACCAUUUCCUACGGAGGUGGGUCACUUCCCGCGGCGGCAGCCGCCACCGUGCCCCCAUGGCUUGGGGCCUCCGAGCUGCAUCCGCCUGUUACUCAACUGCAAGCUCAGGCACCCAAGCUCCACCAAGCCUUAGGUCAGGGCUGGUGCUCUUAUGCAAGAGCAUGCUUUGCUCUCUGCCUCCUCCUCUGCGUGCGUGUAACUGUCCUCUCUUUUCUUCAGGACAGAGUCAUCAAUCUAGUUGUUGGCGGCUUAACGUCCUUGCUGCUUGUAGUCACUCUGAUCAGUGCUUUUGUCUUCCCGCAACUACCUCCAAAACCUGUGAAUAUAUUUUUUGCUUUCUGCAUCUCCUUGUGUUGCAUUUCUGCUGGCAUACUUAUCUACUGGUAUCGGCAAGGAGACCUGGAACCUAAAUUCAGGAACCUAAUUUACUACAUUUUAUUUUCUAUCGUCAUGUUAUGUAUAUGUGCCAACCUGUACUUCCAUGAAGUGGGUAAAUGAUGGACAUUGGGAAUGCCCAGCAAUGAUGCCACUGUGUCAGACUGCUUUCAGCUCAGCCCGAGACACUGAAGUGAGGACAAUCAGCCUGAGAGGAAAGAAGUGGGUUGUGCGGGGAUAAAUCAGUACAUGAUUUUCAUGUAAAUGUAUAUGUAAUGUCCCUCUUGUUGGGGAGAAUUAUUGCUCUAAGACGUGACAUUCUGCUUUUUUUUGAAGAGCUACUGUUGCACUUAAUGAACAUCCCAGUUGUACUGAUGUUUCAGAAUGGCACAAGCUUUUUCAUUUUGGAAAAAACUGCAUUUUUUUAUUACUGUACAAAUAAACUGCAGCAUUGCAAGGAUCUGUAGCAGUAUAAAUAAAUGGCAUCUUAC